CAUGAAUGAUCAUAAAAGGCAUGAUCAUGAAUAUAGAACAAAGAAAUUAUCUUUCAGUCAUAUUUUAAACUAAUUAUAAACGGGUAUCAAGGUACGCCGAAAAAGUUACACUUGUUUGUGGUUUCACGUUUGUCACCUGUCCCGCUCGUGAAAUUAGAAAUCCAGAGCAUUGCAGUUUGAUGAUUAUUUUCGACAGAAAUGGCAUUUACACGAUUUUUAGAAUUACUCUUCUUCGUGUAUUUUGCAGUACACAUACCAGUGUCUAUCUUGUUCGACUCACAGGCCAUAUUUCCUCGGCAGUGGUACCCAGACUUUUUGGUGACCCCUAAAUUGGAGUAUACCACUCAAUACAAAGAUGUUCUUUUUGCAGAGCUUCCCAUCUGGUAUAAAUCUUUCGUGUAUGUAGAGAUAUUCAUCCAGUUUCCAUUCUUCUUUGUAGCCGCUUAUGCAUUCUACAAAGGCAACUGCAAGUGGAUCCGGAUCCCUGCCAUUGUAUAUGGUGCUCAUACAGCAACCACAGUAAUACCGAUUGUAGCUGAGAUCUUUUUCAAUGAUUUUGCCAAUGCCACCAUCCCCGCCCCAAGUACCUUCCAAGAGAGAGCAACCCUUGUUGGGAUUUAUGCCCCAUUCCUUGUUGUUCCAUUCAUCUUGUUAUUCACCAUGCUCUUCAACACAGAUUACAUUGAUGGAGGAAGAGAUAGAAAACAAAAGGCUAAUUAAGCAAGGUUUGGUGUCUUUAUUUAGGAGAGGGAAACAAUUACAUUCCAUAAUUUUACAAACUGAUGGAUUUGAGGAAAAGGUUCCUCUUAUUGUUCUUAUCAGUGCUUUUGCUUUUAUAAGAGCAGAAAUGAUGUUGGCAUAUUCCAUAUCACUGAAGACACACUUGCUGCUUUUAAACUUAAAGGGGAAUCCUACCAGAAAAAAAAAAAUUAGGGAAAAAGAAAAGAUAGACAAGUAGGGGUAUUAAGUUUGAACAAUAAGAAAGUUAUGAAUUUCUAAACUUGUAAAUAUGGGUCAUCAUUAUACCAAUGGAGACUACAAACUGACCAUAUUGAUAAUAUCAUAGCGAUGUGAGGCAAGGAUUACUCUUUUAUUUUCUCCAAAACAAAUAAUGGAUAAUUUUUUUUUUUAAAUUUUACAACAAAUUAUCUAAUUUUUCAUUAGGAUAUAAAACAAUAAGCUACCUUGGUUAUAUUUUAAUUUCUGCCUCAGGUGAAUAGCCUAGGUAUAGUUAUUAGGAAGAAACAACAUGACCUAUGGGAACGUUGUCCCCGACACUUGUCAUACAUGUAUGAGAUUUACAUGGUCCUUAAUAGGGAUCUCAAUUUACAACAGCCAUAAUUUUCUUAUAUUGCUUGUCUGAUUUCUUUCAAACUUUCACCAUUCUGUUUACUUAUUUUUCUCCUCUCUCAUAUUAUUACCAAAUUGGGUUCCACCCUUAAUAGUAUAUGAAUUGAGGGACCAAAUAUUCUGAAUGUAGGCGAAGUUCUUAUUUCAAGCAUAUUUCCUGUAAUUUCCAUUAAUUCAGGGAGAAUGUUCUAGACAAAGUAGUGCAUUAUGGGUUAACUAUUGAUCAACUGAACUACAAAAAUACAAUUUAAUGAAAUGUAUGUGUAUGAUGUGCUAUCACUAUUUUAUUUUUCAUUUUUAUGAAAUUACUAGAUGGACUCUUUCUUUCUGCCUUGUCAAAUAGUGACUAUAUGUAUAUCACUGAAAUGCAACUAAAUUUGCAAAGGAGUUUUAUAAUUUGUUAAGGAGUUUUAUAAUUUGUUAAAACUUUCAUUUGAAAAAGGAAGCUCAUUUAGUUAGAUUUUCGUUUAGAUAUCAUAAAGUAGUUUUUUUUUGUUUUUUUUUGAUCUUGUGCAACAACAUUGUGGUUUAAACAAAAUUGUGCAUUGGAAUUAAAAUAUUUUAUGUACUUGCUUCCAGGAUCUUAUGAAGUAAGGAUUUCUCAAUUGGUAAAUUUGUACAAUUGUAGAAGCACUUGUAGUACCUUCUGUAAUUUUAUGAACUGUUUUUUAUGAUUUGACGUUGUAUACUACAAAUGCUGCUUAGAACAAAUGAUUAGUUGAAAGUAUAAAAUCAGGAUAAAAAGGUAUUCAUUUGAAAGUUUGAUUUUUUAUGGUAUAGGCACAGUGAAAGAAAAAAGCCAUUAUUAGGAAUUAUAUUGGGAAUAUUGCCAUACUGCAUGUAUUGUCAUUUACAUAUAGAAUCAGGGAUUUGAUAUUUCAGGGAUUUUCAUUUAUAAGUAUUUCAGAAAUAUUCCUUCAACAGGACUAUCGCUUUGUUAUUUUGAAAAAAUUACAAGAUAAAUUUUUUUAUGUUUCUUCCAUGUAUGCAUGUAGUUGUGGAUGCAGUUUAAUAGUAUUCAUUGCUCUUCAAAACGGAUCAUCACCACCACCACCAUCAUCAAUUCAUAAUCAUCAUCAUCAUAUGUCAUACAUACAUAUCAUACAUCAUCGGUCAUUGUCAUCAGUUCCUAAUCAUCAUCAUAUGAUGUAUCAUCAUGUAUCACUAUUGGAUUAUUCCCAGCAGUAUUUGUGUAAUUUUUUUAUACCAUAAAAUGUGUACUUCUAUCGAUUUUGAAAAUGAUAUCUGAUAAUCAGAUUUCAUAUCAGUGUCUAUGCUUGUGCACAUUUCUCUUAAUUAAAUCAGAUAAAAUUCAUUAUAUAGUCCAAGCUUUUAUAAUAAUUUCAUUCAUACUGGAUUGACUGUGUAUUAUGAAUGUGAGUAUUGAGAUAGAAUGGGAGGACAAGACUUACAUCUGAUAGUGUUUCAUGUAAGCUGUUCUGAAAGGCAUAAAUCAUUUAAUAUCUCCAAGGCAAAAUGAAUUGAAAUUGAAAUUUGCAUUUUUAGGGCAACUAAAGAAAAGACCAAUUUACUGAAACAUGAAUAGCAUAAAUCAUUUUAUUUACAAUAAUAAUAGAUAUUUACAAUAUAUGUACAUGUACAUUAAAAGGGAUAGUGAUUUUCCAUUUUACCGGUAAAUCAAAGUGAAAAAUCUGUUGUUUUUCUAAUGCAAAAAUUCACUGACUUUCCCUUUGCAAAACAGUUGCUGGGUUUAUUUUGUAGGAAAAAAUGAAAUUUCCAUUUCAGAUCAAGUUUGAAACGGAAUUACAGAUUUUCAGAAACAUGAAAGACAAAUUUAUGAAAUUUCUAGAAAAUCAUUGUCCAUACAUUAAUCAGACAGGAUAAAACAAGCAAAGCUGUUAAAUAAGACACCUGUAGUUUAGUUAGUGGAUGGACUUGAGACUAGGGUUCAUGGAUACUUCAUGAUUUGAAUAUAUAUAAUGAUUGUCAAUAUAUGUAUUCCAUGAGAAUUUAAUCUAAUGAAUUUUUAUUUUGAUAUUCAAGAAUAAAAUUGUGAUUUACUUGUGAUUCCCUGAUAAUCUUGGAUUCUACUAAAUUCUGAUUACACAAGUAUCAUACUUUACUAGGCCAGCUUGUGUAUAACACAUUAUGCCUAAGCUAACUGUGACAUCAAACGCAGUACUUUCUAUAUUAGUUUGUAAGUACAAUCUGUGAAUUAAUACAAAAUAUAAAACUUGCUGACAAAAAAGUUGCCUUACCUAGCAACAUUCAGUUUGUGCAAGGGGCAGAUUCCAAACACUGAACCUUGUUGAUUCUUAAAAGUGAAUGAAAAGAAUAGCUUGUCUCAAGGUGCUUGUAGCUAGAAAUUGUAUCUAACAUUGGAAUGCCCUACAGUAUCAGUCUAUUGUUGGUACAUUCCUGCAAGGUAUUCAUUUUUUAAAACAGGAUAAUGAGCAAUUAGUGAAGUAACUCUUACUUUGUGAGUCCCUGAUCAAUAAAGUGCACACUUCUCUACAUUUUGAAAUAUUUGCAGAUAUUACAGGUCAUUUGGGAUAUGUGCUAACUAUGAACUGAUCUUUUGUGAUGUAACAUAGAAAGGAUACGCGAGACAAACAAUUAUUAAGCACAAGUGUGAAACCUUGGAACUUGCUUAUCUUGCACAAUGGCACACAAACACCUAAUCUUUACAACAUUUCUACAAACAUCUGGCACCUUUUUAGCAAGAAUCCUGCUAAGAAUCUUUACAGAGACUAUCCACACUCCCCACUCUCUUGUCUCUGCUGAAAGAUCCUCUUUACUUUUAUUAAGGUGCCUCAUUGACCAAUGAUUUUAUGGGAAGGGCAACUAUUCAUUCUAUCCAUAUCAAUUCUAUCAAUUAAAUUUUCAUGAAGAAAUUUCCAUAGGCAUGUAGAAAUUGAAACCAAAUAUUUCUUGCUUUCUGAAAUGACUGCAAUUGACCUCUACAUACAUGUAUAUCAUUGAAAGCUAUUCAAACUUUCACAUAGGAUUAGGAAUACCUCAAUAUUUCUUCUAUCCAGAGUGUGGGAGGAAGGAGGAAUAGAUAUUCAUGUACUGAAUAGAAAACCAAGGAUGACAAUACAAUUCUUGAAUUAUUCAAAUAGUUCACCUUCAAUCAGAAAUACAAAAAAAGAGGACACUUUUCCACUAUAUGUAUAUUCAGCCUACAGUGAAUUGGAAUCUAUAUAUGUUAACAAUCAUGGCAAAAUCUGAUACUCUGAAGAGAUGAUUUAUGGGCCAAAAGUGAUAUACAGUAAAAUCAUUUUUUUUCAUGUAAUUUCAGAUUUUUUUUUCAUUAUCAUACCACAACACUGGGAAAUGCAAAUUUUACUGGAUAUUGAGAAAGUAGAAUUCAAUAUUUGAAAUAUUUAAAUAGCUUUUUCA
Molecule: messenger RNA, 4713 nt
Organism: Lytechinus variegatus (green sea urchin)
Lineage: Eukaryota; Metazoa; Echinodermata; Echinoidea; Temnopleuroida; Toxopneustidae
Gene: tmem97
Product: sigma intracellular receptor 2-like
Exons: 3
Coding region: 199-720 (173 amino acids)
Cellular component (GO): endoplasmic reticulum
Source: RefSeq, a predicted model, not a curated record